GCAACUAUUUUUGUCAAAGUUGUUGGUAUCUGAUAUGGUGAUCAAGAAAUUCUACGAGCUAUUUCGGAACUCCAUUACGCAAGUACUAAGUUCAUUAGUGCCAGUUAAAGUCGGAGGAGUAAGAAGGGAAAUGAUGACGGAACUUCAAACUCUUUUCAAAGAGCACUGCGUCGUUCCUGAUGUAAUAAAUAUACCCCCUUCAGAAUUGCUGACCGUCAAAUACCCGAAUGGUUCUAUCGUGUCAACGGGUAAGGAGUUGACUCCUACUCAGGUUAAAGAUCAACCUGUUGUCCAAUGGGCCGCUAAAGAUGAAGAAUAUUAUACGCUAGCCAUGGUCGACCCUGAUGCCCCAAGCCGUGAAGAACCUAAGUUCCGUGAAUGGCAUCACUGGCUAGUCGGAAAUAUUCAUGGCGGACAUAUUGGGAAAGGCGAGAUAUUGUCUGAAUACAUUGGCUCUGGUCCUCCAAAAGGAACAGGGUUACAUCGCUAUGUAUUUCUAGUAUACAAGCAACCUGAGAAAUGUGAUUUCUCUAAAAUGCCAAAGCUUCGAAAUAAUUCAGGCGAUAAAAGAGGAAAGUUUUCCAUUGCAAAAUUUGCUACGCAAUAUAAACUUGGAAGCCCGAUUGCUGGAAACUUCUAUCUUGCCAAAUAUGAUGACUAUGUGCCAAAAUUGUACGCAAAAUUGAAGGGAUAAUUUAUUUACCUAUUUUUCAAAUUGUUACUAUUACUAAAAGCAACAACUAAAUUGUAGAAAGUGCUUUAUGGUAGAACAUCCGAUUGUCUAUGGUAGUAAUCAAUAAUUUCCGCCUCCGCGUGACAUUUCUAUUUUUCGGCCGUGUCCGCCAUUACAUUUGGGAGUUUGCGUAAAUUGGUCGUAGCUCUGCGAGCACGCAUUACCGCGCCGCGCGUUAUCAGUGACAGUUUAUUCGUCUUCGUGCGUAGUAUCGCAGCGUUUUGUGAAACAAAGAGUAUAGACGUUCAAUCGUAUGUCCAUCCAGAAUUUGAACACAUUUGACCCAUUCGCCGAU
This is a messenger RNA of Spodoptera frugiperda (fall armyworm), 1028 nucleotides long. RefSeq names its product protein D2-like. The transcript has a single exon. NCBI's taxonomy places the organism in Eukaryota, Metazoa, Arthropoda, Insecta, Lepidoptera, Noctuidae. The record is from RefSeq and is a predicted model, not a curated record. The coding region runs from base 35 to 694 and encodes 219 amino acids.